Messenger RNA from Rhopilema esculentum, 3542 nucleotides. RefSeq lists its product as uncharacterized. NCBI's taxonomy places the organism in Eukaryota, Metazoa, Cnidaria, Scyphozoa, Rhizostomeae, Rhizostomatidae. Gene Ontology annotation, biological process: peptidyl-proline hydroxylation to 4-hydroxy-L-proline. The record is from RefSeq and is a predicted model, not a curated record. Gene Ontology annotation, molecular function: procollagen-proline 4-dioxygenase activity; calcium ion binding. Gene Ontology annotation, cellular component: endoplasmic reticulum.
AUAUCUGCUACAGUAGAGCGCCUCUGCUGUGAAAUAACAACCAUUUUCUAUUUAAUCAAAAAAAUUAAUUAACGUUGCAAUAGAAAUCUGUAGCGAGCAGUGUUGUAGAUGAAAAAAUAUUGAACUAAAUGUUUAAUGUCGUCAGUAUGUUCUUAGAAAAAAAUGCUAUCGAUCGUUUAAUGUCGUCAGAAUGUUCUUAGGAAAAAGGGCUUUUGCUAAAUGACACAGGCCGUUUAAAAUCUCUAUCUUGGAAAGCGAAAUGGUCAUUUGCAAAUUAUAAUUUCAAUAGAGUUCACAGGCAGGUCAGGUAUGAUGGCUGGGUCUUUAGAACAGAUCAAAUUUGAUGGAGGCAGCAUGAUCACGUGGUAUUAUAGUCAUACCUGCUGAGGUCAGAAGAUCGGUUUGGAAACCUGGCAAAGCAUCUGCAGAUUGAAGGCAUGGGUCCUAGAAGAUGAAGAAACAAACGAUAUUGAGACCAUUGAACAGUGCUUGAAUAGAGUUUAUAAAUGGUAUUGCAAAUACAAUGCAUAUAGAAACAACGUACUCAUGUUGUUUAUUGAUUUGUCUUGUUUUCUUUGCUUGUAUCGAUGGAACAUUUGAAAGUGAAAGCAGUGGUGCAGUAUGCGGAAAGAAGUCCGACACCAGGGCAACAAAAACAAACGGAGAGAAGAAACAAAGCGAAAGUUUAGCUUUGCCUGUUCCACCACAUGCUCGUACAUCGAGGGCAAAAAGCAGACUAGAAGUUUUACAGGCUGAUGAAAUCGAAGAAAGACCAGAAUACGCCAGGCUGCCCGCAAAAGGCGAUGACAAGGUUGGGUUUGAAAAGCAAAUUGAAAUCCUUCCUGGAAUUAACAGGACAAUCAAGACACUAAGUCUCACCCCAAGGAUUUAUGAGAUUGCAGAUUUUUUCGAUGAAGAUGAAUGCGAUAUAAUCGUUGAACUCGCGAAGAGAAAAAAAUUGAAAUCACAUGUUGACAGAUCUGUGAACAGCAUCAUCGAUUCUGGACCAGAGAAAACAUUUCAGAGUUGGGACAUUGACGAUGAUGGUUUCGUUGACAGCGAAGAGAUUGCAUUUGUUACCGGUAAAAGCUUAAAAUUCAGCGUCGAAGAUGCCAGUGACAUGAUUUUUAUGUUGAAAAUGGACAAAGAUGAAGAUGGGAAGAUAGAUUUACAGGAAUUACAAAACACGGACCUCCAAGCAGUGAAGGGAUACAUUGCCAACUUGAAGGAAGAAAAAGGUCGAAAACGCGAAAUGAAGUCGGAUAAUGCAUGGGUGUGGCAUGAUGAGGACGAAUUGCUUCGAUUUCAAGAUGAUUACUUCUUUGGAUACCACACAAGGUUCACCUCAGUCACUGGGCUUCCUGAGGAGAUCAUCGAAGAAAGCGAGCCUCUACAGGUUGAAAAUUUCAAAGAAGACCAAUUCUCGCAAUGCAAAAGAGAUUCUGAUGAACUUUCUGAUUCAACAUGCUGCCUGUACGGAGAAAGGGAUGAAUGUCGUAACUGCAGAUACAUUACGAUUGGAAUAUUCUUAAAUGAUGUCGAGAAAGGCGGUGAACUUGUCUUUCCUUUAGCAGAUCACCAAUUCACAGACAUAAUGAAAAGUUCAGGUGAAUGGCGUGGUUAUUUCACGUACUCAAAGACGACAGGGAGUCAAAAUCGAUUCACGGCAAACAUAACAUUCACACAAAAAGCAGCCAAUCAGAUGCUGAUGGGGGAAGGCAGAGAUUCAAGCGGGACAUUUGACAUUACGGAUGGCAUCAUUUUGGGAAACAAUGUCCGCUUUCAAAAGUCAUACAGUUCAACAACUACCAACGGCAAUGAUAUAAUUUAUUCUGGAAAAAUCAUUUCCGGUUCCAGAAUUCUUGGAAACUGGUGGGUUCCUGGAAGAAAAAGACUCUUUGGAACCUUCUUCAUGUGGAACAGAAAAUAUGAGAUGCUGCUUAGAAGAGCCUCCGCAGAAUGCAAUCACAACGAUUAUUGCGCACACUCAGGCCUUGUGGUCAAGCCUAAGAAGGGGAAAGCCGUAUUCUGGUUCAACCACGAAACUGAUUACCAGACAGGGAUGCUAGGGGAGCGAGACAACGACAGUCUUUUUGGACACUGUGCUGUGGGCAAGGGGGAAAAGUGGAUUGCUACAGCACGGGUAAAUGUAAUAGGAGACGGCGAUGUCGACUUACGGGCGUGGAGGCGAGGUUUCAAUUGGAUGCAGAACAUUGGCAAAUAUCCAAAUAUAAUGAAAAAAAUCGGCAGUACAGAAUCAAGAACAAAAAUCGAGCAAUACAAGGAGGAUUUCGAACGGUUCAAGUUUGAUGAAAAUAAAAAUGAAAACAGGACAGUGAGCCAGGGACAUGCUCAUAGCAGGCCAGCACCAAGCCCGAUUCUCAAUGCAGUAAACAUUUUACUCAAUGAAGUUGAUAGAGAAGGCCUAAGAAAAAUUGCUGCUGUUGUACACAAAAAACUGCGUCUAACUUGCGUACCAUUCCACCCUGAGGACAAACCCAUCUAGUCUUUGCAAAUAGCUGACAUGUAAAUAUAAUUUUUUAAUAAUAAAUAUUGUUUUGCCAUGGGCAUACCAAGUCAAAGGUAUCUUGGUCUAGGUCUUGCUACUUGCCAAGUCAAUGGCAUCUUCGUCCAGGGACGCAACAAAUCCGCCCGAAGAAAUUGUAAAAAGGAAUAACAUAAGACGAACGAAGAAAAGAAACAAUUGGGCUUGCACUGGGAAACAAUGGUAGCAUUUGUACAUUGAAAUGCCAUUACAUAUACAAAAGUAAACUUAAGGCGCGUUCUCUUGGUCAAUUUGCAAAGCAGAGAUCAAAUGGCCAUGUAUCUCCAUCAAUCUAUGACUCCUCUUCUUUAGAUGCCGCUUCGAAACUGCCCACGAGCUCUACGAAAUCCAAAUAACUCAAUCAAACAACUGGCUAACAAAAAGCAAAUGUGAAAAAGGAAACGAGGCUUCUUCUGAACGGAGAUUCAUCUGAUAGCAACGAACAUAUUAAAAAAUUCAUUUUCAAAUCUACAUUUAGACAUUGGAAGCAAGCGAUUUCACACUGACCUGGGACUUCAUCGUCUUCAGGUUCCACUUCCAUUUCUUUUGUAGUUUCUGGUCGACCUAUUUGAUAAAAAGAUAACUCUCUAAAAAUCAUAGGGUUCAAUAAUUGUUUAAAAAAGCGAAUGAAGCACACAACAAGAGGCUCAUUAGUUGAUAAGUAAGCACCAUCCUGUCAGAAGUUGUUUUGCAAGAACAGGGAAAUAAAAAUGCAAAUAGAUUUUCAAUAUCAUACCCUGGUGCCUUUCAGCCCAUCGUUUGAGAUUUGAGAAUCCCUCAGGCCCCUGUGAAACAAAAAAUGUUAAGCAAAAUGAAAACCUUAAGAAAUACUUAUAACAAUCUAUUCACGACAUUGAGAAAAGAACUUCAGUUGGCAUUUUUGACUGUUCCAGAGUAUUGGAGGAUAAGUAAUUUUCUAUGCUAUUUUGUAAUUUUGUAGCAACAGAGGCUUGUUUAAAAUUCUAACAUUAGAAAAACAAAAAAAUAAUUAUACAAA